Sarcophilus harrisii (Tasmanian devil) is the source of this 1419-nucleotide messenger RNA. Its product is annotated as keratin, type I cuticular Ha1. Gene Ontology annotation, molecular function: structural molecule activity. The transcript has 7 exons. The record is from RefSeq and is a predicted model, not a curated record. Lineage: Eukaryota; Metazoa; Chordata; Mammalia; Dasyuromorphia; Dasyuridae. The coding region runs from base 60 to 1313 and encodes 417 amino acids.
CUGUUGGCUCUGGAGACAAGACUUCUGCAUCCAACCAAUCCACCAUCCUACUCACCACCAUGCCUUACAAUUGCUGCCUCCCCAGCAUCAGCUGCCGUACCAGCUGUGCUUCCAGGCCCUGCCUGCCUCCCAGCUGCCAUGGCUGCACCCUCCCUGGGGCCUGCAACAUCCCCGCUAACAUAGGCACCUGUGGCUGGUUCUGUGAAGGCUCCUUCAAUGGCAAUGAGAAGGAGACUAUGCAGUUCCUGAAUGACCGUCUGGCCAACUACCUGGAGAAGGUUCGGCAACUGGAGAGGGAGAAUGCCGAGCUGGAGUCUAGGAUCCGGGAGUGGUGCCAAGAGCAAGUUCCCUACGUGUGCCCAGACUACCAGAACUACUUCAGGAUCAUUGAGGAGCUCCAGCAGAAGAUCCUGUGCACUAAGGCAGAGAAUGCCAGGCUAGUGGUUCAGAUUGACAAUGCCAAGCUGGCUGCUGAUGACUUCAGAACCAAGUAUGAGACUGAGUUGUCCCUGCGCCAGCUGGUAGAAUCUGACAUCAAUAGCCUACGCAAGAUCCUGGAUGAACUGACUCUGUGCAAGUCUGAUCUAGAAGCCCAAGUGGAGUCCCUGAAAGAAGAGCUGAUCUGUCUCAAGAGGAAUCAUGAAGAGGAAGUUAACACCCUGCGCUGCCAAAUUGGAGAUCGUCUCAAUGUGGAGGUGGAUGCUGCCCCAACUGUGGACCUCAACAGGGUGUUGAAUGAGACCAGGUGUCAGUAUGAGACUUUGGUAGAGAACAACCGUAGAGAUGUAGAGGAGUGGUUCACCACUCAGACAGAGGAACUGAACAAGCAGGUGGUGUCCAGCUCCGAACAGCUACAGAAUUGCCAGGCAGAGAUCAUCGAGUUGAGACGCACUGUCAACGCCCUGGAAAUUGAGUUGCAGGCCCAGCACAACCUGAGAGAUUCUCUGGAAAAUACCCUGACAGAGACUGAGGCUCGUUACAGCUCCCAGCUGUCCCAGUUACAGUGUAUGAUCACCAAUGUUGAAGACCAACUGGCUGAAAUCAGAGGUGACCUGGAGAGGCAGAACCAAGAGUACCAGGUGCUUCUAGAUGUUAGAGCCCGACUAGAGUGUGAGAUCUCCACGUAUCGGGGUCUCUUGGAGAGUGAGGACUGCAAGCUUCCCUGCAACCCCUGUGCUACAACCAAUGCUUGUGGAAAGCCCAUUGGUCCUUGCCCAAUCAGUAAUCCUUGUGUCCCCUGUGCCCCCUGUGUCCCCUGCACACCCUGUGUCCCUCGUUCACGCUGUGGCCCCUGUAAUUCCUUUGUGCGCUAAAAGUUGUAUUUACUGCUCUCUCCACUGCCUCAGAAUCUUCCCAAAACAAAAGAGACACACUCCUCCGCAACUUCCUAAUAAACUGACUUUCUUUUGGCAAAGCAAA